AUGCCAGCCGCCUUACACUCCUCAUACAACCGCAUCCUCCUCACCCUCCCGGCCGAGUCCCGAGCAGCAUCCGAGGAGCUGGGCAGUACCCGUGCCGAGCUGAGAUCGACGCUCUCGACGCUGGCCUACGACAUCUCGGAGCUCGACGAUGUCGUGCGUGUGCUCGAAGAAGACCUCUCCCCCUCCUCGACCACUACCACCACUACUACUGCUGCUGCCCAUCGUAAAUCCAAGUUCGGCGUCAGUCUCGACGAGGUCAGGAAGCGCAGGGCAUGGCUGGCCGAGGUCCAACAACAAACAAUGCGAGAAACGGUGGAGAUGCCCCUUGAUUCGAACCCCGGCCGAUCGACAUACCACCCCCUCCUCCCGUCGCCCACAUCGCCUGCAGCCCACCGGACACCCCCCGGCGCGCAGUCCGAUCGCCGGUCUCGGCCACCCGGCGGGCAGCCCCGGAGCCGGCUCGGCGACGACCUCGAGGCGCAGCGGGGGGCGGAGCAGGACACGGAGGAGUUCUACCACCACCAGGAAGCGAUGAUGAUGAGGCAGCAGGACCAGACGUUGGGCACGAUCUCAGGGGUGGUGGAUGUGUUGAGAGAACAAGCAAGCCUGAUGGGCCAGGAGCUCUCGGAGCAGAACGAGAUGCUGGAUGGGCUCGAGGACGGCAUCGACGGGGCGGAGAGCAAGCUGGCGAGGGCGAGCCGGACGCUGCACGCGUUUGUCGGGCAGAACAAGAAUUCCACGUCCAGCUGGGCCAUCCUCAUCCUGAUCAUCGUCCUGACCAUCCUGCUCAUGGCCAUUCUCCUCACCUGA
This is a messenger RNA of Puccinia triticina, 810 nucleotides long. RefSeq lists its product as uncharacterized. The record is from RefSeq and is a predicted model, not a curated record. Lineage: Eukaryota; Fungi; Basidiomycota; Pucciniomycetes; Pucciniales; Pucciniaceae. The coding region runs from base 1 to 810 and encodes 269 amino acids. The transcript has 6 exons. Gene Ontology annotation, molecular function: SNARE binding; SNAP receptor activity. Gene Ontology annotation, biological process: intracellular protein transport; vesicle fusion; Golgi to vacuole transport. Gene Ontology annotation, cellular component: endomembrane system; membrane; SNARE complex.